This is a messenger RNA of Caretta caretta (loggerhead turtle), 6317 nucleotides long. RefSeq lists its product as uncharacterized. Lineage: Eukaryota; Metazoa; Chordata; Testudines; Cheloniidae. The record is from RefSeq and is a predicted model, not a curated record.
GGUGAAUAAAGGGACAUUAUCAGGUCAAAAAUGAUCUCUUUCUAAAAUAAUAUCCAUAUCCAGGUUACUAAAUAACAGCAUUACACCAGUGUCUCCAAACUUCAGGGGUAGGUGCCAGGCAGAUAUGAGUGAGAGAACAAGAGCCCUGUGAGCAGAGAGAGAAAGCUACCUGACCUGGAUCUACAUUGCUCUCUGCAAACAUGCAGGUAAAACUCCCUCGCUCUCACCUUUCCUUCUUUCUUCUAUGGUGGCCCAUACGGCAACCAGUUCUGGCAGCAGCAGAUGUGUACAGGGUUACAGGUUCAGACAGUAGUCCACUGAUCCAUGUUUCUCCUGCCUGCUGCUGUGAAACUCAACUCACAUAACAACAUGUGCAGUUCAGUCUCACAAGACCGCUAACGGAUAUCCUUUUCAAGCCCCAAGAUGUGGUCCAUGGUUAGUGUGGGAGUGGAGAGGAAGAGCCUGCAGGGAUGUGCAGCAAAAAAGAGAAAGCAAAAGGGGGAAAAACCAAGACUGGGAGCAGGGGGAAGGAACUGGCUGAAAGGAUAGCAGAGAAGGAGACAAUGGCCAUAAGUAAGGACAUACAAUGGCAACAGUUUUGGGGCAUGGUGGGAGGACUCAUGGAAGGGGACCUGCUGAAGCAUCACAACAGGGGUUUGAACAAAAUAAAGCUGGGAGCUACGGGGUUGGAUUACUAACACAGAGAAAAAUGUACACACCUAAUUUACUUGUCAUCAUUUAUACUCCUUGUUCUCUGUAUUUCACGCUGCUUGAACAAGAGAAAUAGAGGAGUUGUUUUCGCUUUUUCUCCAGUCAGUUUCCCUUUCUGGUUCUCCUGCACAAGCAGGUGCUGGGCGGCUUGUUUGCAAACUCUGCAGUGGAAUAUUAAUCCUUUCAAAAUAAUGUUUGAGAUUGUCAAAGCAGUGUAUUUGGGAUGCACAUCUUGUGUUCAUUUCAACUGAAGAUGUGUGGUGAAAUCCACUUCUCUGAAAUCUCAACAACCUGUCUCCUUUGAAAUAAACACACAGACACAGGGAUAUUUCUAAAAGCUUGCUUUUGCAAAACUAAAAUUUGCUUCUAAAUUGACUUUACUAAGUCUCUGUAAAACCAAGAGGAAGAACCUUCAGUCGUUAUACAAUGGAGCGGCCCCUUCUGGUUUUUAGUGUCAUGCUGCCAUCAUGUGGUCUCUUCAUUUUGCUCAAUGGGGGAGCAUCCCUUUCUGUAGCUGUAGAGAGGUUCUGACAGUUGAAAUAGUGUGGUUUCUCUAGUGAGUGAAGGUUUUAGGAGGCAGGGACUAUUCCUUCUGUAUGGCACAAAACCCCUUCAGGGUUUUUGGAGUUAGGAAUGGAACAGGCAGUGGGAUGGGUUAGGGUUGAACUGGAGAGUUUCCAGAGCGUAGUUUCCACAGUGGCUCAACUCUAUGACCUUCCAAGGAAGAUUCCUCCCCAGCUUUCCCUCUGCCAUGGAUCUCCCCAGCAACCAGCUUGAGUAUCUUAGGCUGGAAAAUGGGUUUGCCUCAUAGAGCUUGAUCCUGGUCCUACAGAAAUCAGUACAGUUUUGACUGAGUUAACCUAAAUUAGGACUUCAGGAUUUGGCUUUUAAUGUGAGGAUUAAUGGGUGCAGAGGGCAUACAUGAGGCCUUCUGCACUGGGGUGAGUGACACAGUUAGUGAAUUGAAAGGCCCAUGGGAUUAUUAAACAGAUUUUUUUUUCUGGCCACUAAUUUUGCAUGAAUGGGGAGAGUUUGGAAAAGAGGAAACUGGCAUUUCUUAAGACUAUUUGAGCUGCAAAAUCCAGAAUACUUUUUACGCAUAAAGAGAGUGAGCAGCAGGCCUCGGAGAGAACUAAAUCCUGAUGAUGUUGACUUCAGAUACCAGUGUAGGGAUUUGAGGUAUGAGUAGGCCCAUCGUUAUGUCCCCUGAAGGAAGCUCACAGGCCUUAGAAGAGCAUUCAGAGCAGGUGAAUUCGGGGGAGAGAUUAGGUGGAAGUAUACUUACCAUUUCACGGCCUGUAGGAACCAGAUAUUUUCUAACUUUGGAAAUAGUUUGGUCCAGAAUAAGCUGAGGGAUGGGCAAAGGUUGGGAGGUGGGAGUUUUUUGUAACUUUUUCCAAACUGGUUUACCCUUCCUUCCUGAUGAAUUUACAGAAACACCAAUGAUGGCCAUGACCACAAAUGUUCUCCCUUAGGAGUGGCCCUUUUUAAUAUCAGGUUUCAGAGGAACAGCCGUGUUAGUCUGUAUUCGCAAAAAGAAAAGGAGUACUUGUGGCACCUUAGAGACUAACCAAUUUAUUUGAGCAUGAGCUUUCGUGAGCUACAGCUCACUUCUUAAGGUGCCACAAGUACUCCUUUCCUUUUUAAUAUGUUUGAGUUUGUGUUUCAUGCUGCUAUGAUGGCUUAUGGCAGUACAGGGAGGCUUUCGUAGCCCUAAGAGGGCUUCUGGCCGUACGGGGAGGUUCUCAUAGUGCUACAAUGGCUUCUGGUGGUAUGGGGAGGCUUUCAUAGCACUACGAUGGCUUGUGGUGGUCUAGGGAGGCUUUCAUAGUGCUACGAUGGCUUGUGGCAGAAGGGGAAGGCUAACAUAGCACUAUGAUGGCUUCUGGAAAUAUGGGAGGCUUUCACAGUGCUGUGAUGGCUUCUGGUGGUACAGGGCGGUUUUCCUAUCACUGUGAUGGCUUGUGGGGGUCUGGGGAAGCUUCCAUAGCACUAUGAUGGCUUCUGGCAGUACGGGGAGGUUUUCAUAGCACUACAGGACUUCCGACAGCAUGGGGACGCUUUGUUACCCAAAACUUUAGACGCUAAUUAAGUUACCUAAAGGUUGUCUAAUUUUAAGAAAAGGGAUAAACAAGAUUGUGGCUUGCCCUAAAGGAAUUUCCAUAGUGUUACCAUAGUGUGUGUCUCUGACCCACAGAGGGCUCCGCAGAGUAAGCUAGUCUUGCUGACUUCUGAAAGGACAGGGAUACAGCCUUCCGCUCAAGGAUGGACACACAAGCAGUAACUCUUCGAAAACAAAAUAAUUAUUUAUUUAAAGGAAAUAAGUGGUUACAAUGUAGUAAAUGAAGCAAGAAAGGAUACAUAGAGCAUAGCAAAAUGCAAUAGAAUUACAUUAAAGACUUAAAGCAGUGCAAUAAAAUAAAAGACACAGAUUACAUAGGAUAUCUUAACACAUACAAGAAAUACAGUGGUUUCAAUGUAACAAGCAUAUAGAGGUCCUGUAUCCAUAAAGGCUUUUAAUCUUAAUGAUAUAAUUUAACCUCAGACUUAACACAAUGCAGUAUACGCAGCCCCUAUAUACACAUAUGAGAACCCAUUACUGCAUUCACAGAUAUAAAACAUUUACUUAACAUCAACAUGAAUACUUAACACUUGACACUGAAAUUUUAACAUUUUACACCUGACAUUUAACAUCCCAUGAGGGGUGAUCAGCCAGUUGCGGGAUGGGUAGUGGAGAUCUCCUUGAAGAAGCAGGCAUCUAGAUUUAUUCACAGACAAACCCAUACACUCUUAAAUAAUAGAUAAAAAAAGAAGAUCAGACUUACACUCCUUAUUUAAAUUUUCCUCCGAUUCGUCUAUUGGUCCUUCCGUCCGGUCUGAUCCCCGGAGUGUGGCUGCCAUAGCUGCACUGUUGCUCUUCUGCCGCGGAUGCAGUGGCGGUUACUGCUCUUCUGUUGCUGCUGACAAGGUAGCUGCUCGUUGCCAAGCCAACCUCGGAAUUCUGCUGCUGCUGCUUUUUCAGGUAGCUGCUUUCCAGGAUGUUCCAGUCUUCUUUUCAAGCAGCUUCCAUUCUUCAGCUUCAGCCUGCUGCUUCUUGGCUGCUUCUUGAGGCCUCAAUCUCCAAAAAAACCCCAUGUCUAAGACAACCCCCAACAGAACUCCAGGGGACCUUGUCAAGACUUCCCAGCCAUCCCUACUGCCCAGACAAGCUGUCAUACUCACUGACAGUGGAUUAGGGAACUACCCGUGAUGUCAUCCUACCCUCAGCACAACUUGGUCAGACUGUGGUUUUUCUAGCUCCUCUGAAGAGCUAGCAUUUCUGAAGACAAGACAAACGGAUGUUUGAUUAGAAAAGUUCAUUCCAUUUAUUGGAGGGGAAUAAAGUCAUGUUACUUCUCACAAACUGGUGGUAUCACUUUGCCCCUUAAAUGUGAAAGGACCAAUGCAGCAGUUUGUGCAAAAUAAGCUGGAGUGGCAUAGACCACCUGUUCACAGGCCCUGCUCACCUUCUCUUCUGAUUUUCACACCCAGUACCCUUGUGGAAGUAGUGGAGGCUUAUGAAGGAGUCUUUCUUCCCUCACGUGGUCUCUGUUCCCCAAAUGGUGUUUUCUGUCUGGAUGUCUUCCUUUGGGGCACGGAAGAGAACCAGCUAGUGACUCAGUGACUGCUGCAUCUUUGACCCAGAUACCUUAUGGGGCUGCUUUUCAGACAAUGGCUCAGGCCCAAAAGAAUCCCUGAUAAGUGGGAGGCUAAAAUAGCUUCCAUUUCACUAGACAUUUGCCCAUUGAGUGAGGACUACACUAUCCUGUUACACUGCAGGAGUUACACAACUGAUAUGGGCACCUAGGACUGUCUUUUCUAGGGAAGACUUUCUCCUACUGCCUAAGAGCCUCUAGUCUUUGGACUUUAUUUCCCAAGGUAUAAAUUACCUCUGUCAUCACUGAAUGACAGUAGGCUUGUUUGUGAUGGCAGUGUCUCAGACUCUAAAAUAAACAGCAUAUCUUGCAGUUGGGCAGUUAUCUGUUUCCUGUUUCUUUUGCUUGUGCCCACUGAACUUCCAUUUUCCUCUCUCUUCACAAGAAUUUUUUUAGAAUUAGUGACAAAACCAAGAAGAGGAAACUUUUGCACCCUUCCUCCCAGAAGAAUGUAUUUUUUGGUAAUCCUGGUUUUUCUAGGACAAAUUACUGGUGAGACUUUCUUUCAUCAUUAUGAAAACGGAAAUUUCACACUUAUAUGCAAUGAAACAGUGGCUAAUGGGAAGAAGGAAACAGUUUGGUACAAAACUGGAGAAACUCUGGAACAAUUCAAAGAAAUCAACUGCAGUAAUCAAUGGGCAGAAGAAAUGAACAGCCCAAAAAAAGGCUGUGGUAACACAAAGUGUACAAACCAAUUACCAAAUUCUGCUUCCAAAGGUGGUGGGGUAUUUGCAUGUGAACAAUUUACAAAUACUGGCACAUCACAGACUUGCCCACUUUUUACCAAUGUGACUCACUGCAGACAUUAUAACUUUUUUAUUGUGGUGAUAAUAAACAUGACUGCAGAUAACGAGAGUUUUGAGAGCAUUCAUGCAAAAUCACACAAUAAUCGUUCAGCAGAAGAAGAAAGUAACAUCACUCUGUCUUGUGAAUUUAAAAUGAAGCACUCAGGACAACCAUUUGUUAUAUAUUGGAUCAAAUAUACAGAAACAAGCAAAUGCCUGUCUUCUGUUCAGACAGAGCAAGUUACUUCUAAUUUCUCGUAUAAUACACUUUGCUGUAUUGAUGAGAUGAUCAAAGGGCGACUAUUGCACAAUACAAGCUUAGAUACAACCAAGUUACAUGUAGUCCAUAAUAUUACCAUCUUGAAUGUUAUUUACUCUGACAGUGGAACUUAUUUAUGUGUUGUAAAUGCCUGGUCAAAUGGUAAACAUGUGUGGAAGAUUGCAAAUAACCUUUCUAUAGAAGUGAGGACUCAAGCCAUUCCUUCCUCUGCUUCCGUGCUGUUGUAUGCCACCACUGGAUUGAUCGUAGGGAUUAUCAUCAUCAGUGGGAUAGCAUGGUUGAUCUAUAAAAAGAAAAUCAAAUCAAAAGGAAAGCCAUCUGCACAACUUCCCAGAGCUCAGGCUGCUCUUGAAAUUCCAGGAGAUGAAUGUUCCCCGUACGCAAUAAGCAGCAGCAAAGACUUACAAAGUAAUGAAGUGUUGUAUUCACUUGCAACAAGCCCAUAUGAGGACCCAAAUGCAGCCAAUUGUACGGUGGAUAACACUGCAGCAUCUGGCAAGGGGUCAGGAGAUGAAAUACAUACAGUCUAUGCAGUGGUGCAACAAUAGCUGUUCCUGUAAGUGACUUGUAAGAGGAAGUGUUAUUUUUGAUAAAUGACAUUGCAAAUACUACCACCCAGAUUAGUCACACUAGUAUAACUAAUAGGAGGCUAUAUGAGUACAGUAACUCCUCACUUAACAUUGUAGUUAUGUUCCUGAAAAAUGUUACUUUAAGUGAAAAGAUGUUAAGCGAAUCCAAUUUCUGCAGAAGAAUUAAUGUAAAUGGGGGAGGGGAUUAGGUUCCAGGGAAUUUUUUUUUCACCAGACAAGAGACACUCACUCACUCACUCACUCUCUCCCCCCCCCC